Molecule: messenger RNA, 2427 nt
Organism: Siniperca chuatsi (mandarin fish)
Lineage: Eukaryota; Metazoa; Chordata; Actinopteri; Centrarchiformes; Sinipercidae
Gene: terf2
Product: telomeric repeat binding factor a
Exons: 13
Coding region: 283-2220 (645 amino acids)
Biological process (GO): protein localization to chromosome, telomeric region; regulation of telomere maintenance via telomerase; telomeric loop formation
Cellular component (GO): shelterin complex; chromosome, telomeric region; nucleus
Molecular function (GO): protein homodimerization activity; G-rich strand telomeric DNA binding; telomerase activity
Source: RefSeq, a predicted model, not a curated record
AGUUUUUCCCAAAGCAUUUAUCAAAUGUCGUCUUCUUCAGUUGGAUUGACAGAUUCUGAUUAUGCUUGAUUUCAUUUUUGAUCAUAAUCCUAACGUUAUUCGUGCGUAUUUACGUUUUUGAAUGGUUACUCUUGUGGCGCCACAAAACUGGGAAGCGCUGCCUGAACAGCUAAACUCAGAGAAAACAAGCCCCUUUUCCCAUGGCAGCCAUUGUAUCUUUUCCCCGCCUUCAACACAGAGAAAUCGUUAACUCCCUCCUGCUUCCGUUGAUAUGUUGUGAAUAUGGCUGCAAGUGAAACUGUAAACAGCCACCUAAAUGACUUCGAACCUGUGGUCAACCGCUGGCUGGUGGAUUAUUAUUUUUUUCUGGCGCUAGAGUUGUUUGAAAAGGAGCAAUACGCGGACUUCUGUGACAUUACAAAUGUACUUGAACGUGUCUUGGCUCGUCCUAUGGAGGGCACUGAUACCAGUCCAACAAAGAUUCUAGUAUUGCAGUUUCUCUGCCGGAUACAUGCGGGUGAAAGUCCUGACAUGUCAUUUGAGUCUGACGGGUCAAUAAGUCCUCUGGAAUCAGCCUUAGUGUUACUGGAAAAAAAUUACCAGAAAUUCAAUAUCCCACCACAGGAUUUCAAGAAUGUAUGCACUUCACUUAAAGAGAUGAUCGUGGGGAUUUUCAUUAAGAACAAUGAGUUUGACAAAGCAGAAGAGGUGCUGAACAAACACUGUCCCAAACCAGUGGUUGGCAAGAAAGCUAUAUUCAUGGGUCUCAUCCGUCAGAAGAGUAACACACAUGAAGUCAUCGAGCAAAUCAACUUCAAAUGGUUCAAGGAGGAGAUGUUGGCCUUUUGCCAGAGGCUCCUCCCAUUCAGUGUUCCCUUUCUCCACAAGGCUGCAAAACGGCUUGCUGAUGAAAGACUUGCGAAGCCAGACAACAAGGCAGCUGGACCUGAUGAGCAAGACGAACCCGGCCCAUCCUCUAGUGCACGAAGAAACAGUGUCCAGUUUGCACCAUUUAAACAUAAAACUAUCGAGAUGACCAGGCUGGAGGUGACCUACAGGGCUUUGGCUGCAGGUUCAGAUGAGAGAACAUUUGCUCAGCUGGAGGAAGAGGAGCAGGCAAGAAGAAAAGAUUUUUCCCUGUGCCUCUCACCUACUCCCAAGAAGGGCACCAAGCGGGACUCAGCGCAGGAUGGGCUUUUUCAGAGAGACUCUGGCAGCCCCAUGGAGGCUUCCCCAGCAGACCAACCACAAACACAUGCUGUUCCUCAAACCCAGGCAGGUUCACUCUCAAAAACACCCUCAGUGCUGAGGAACAGGCGGCUUUACACUGUGGCACGACUGGUGGUCGAGCCGGACAGCCAGGGGAGCUCGCAGUGCACAACAGCAUCUCAGGAACUGGAGGUUGAAGUAAGGACAGAAGAGCCACUACAGUCACCGACUAUACACAAUAAUAAAGACCUGCAGAACCCAGUAGCAGACCAUGAGUUUACCAUACUCACAUGGAAGCACCCCAGACGAGCCAACAAAAUCUACAGCAGCGCCUCGACUAGUUUGGCAGAGUUGUCAGCAGACAAUGAGGAGGAGCCCCCUUGCUCUGUGGCCAACGGGGAAACUUGUGUGGGAAAACUCCAUAACCAGUCCAACAUUUCGCUUAGCAGAAACUCCACUAAGUCAAAGCAGUCGUCAUCAGACAGUGAGGAAGAAGACCAGCAGGAGUCGCCGGCUUCCUGCAAAACCCCAGUGCGGAAACCUCGUGAACAACUUGCCAGCGAUCCUCUCAGCAAGGAUCCAGAUAAUACAGGUGACAUGUGUAUCAGAGAUUCUUCAUUGGACAGCUCACCCGAACAGUUCCCUCUUCGCCCCGUGCCUCAAACAAGCUCCACCCCUCACAAGGGCUCUGCUCAAGACAAAGGUCCUUUCCAUUCAAAAUGGAAAUGGCUGUACAAUAAUGCAAAGGAGAGUAAGGAUACAUGGAGCGAUGAAGAGUCUUUUUUCACCUCCAGAAAGAAGAGCGGAUCGCCCAACGAGAGCACCAUUUCAAAUUCAGGCCACAGGAAGAGGAAGUGGACUGAGAGUGAGACUGAGAAGUUGAGAGAAGGGGUCAAAAAAUUCGGAGAGGGCAACUGGAGUAAGAUUAAGGCAUAUUACUCCUUCAAGGAUCGAACAAAUGUCAACCUUAAGGACAGAUGGAGAACAAUGAAGAACUCAAAGAUGGUGUGAGCAGUUCAAGACAAGUUCAAGUGGACUUGAUGCCACAAGAUGGAGAACGUUCUAAAGUGAACUUUUUUUCCCCCACCUCCACAAUUUUGGUUCCUCAAAGGAGUUUAAUUUUCAGGUUAUACCGCUUCAUGUCAUCAUGUUAAAAGCUAUUGUACAGUUUAGAUUCUUGACACUUUCCAGUUCAAUAAAUUUUCAUGGUUAAAUUUG